Molecule: messenger RNA, 3777 nt
Organism: Nothobranchius furzeri (turquoise killifish)
Lineage: Eukaryota; Metazoa; Chordata; Actinopteri; Cyprinodontiformes; Nothobranchiidae
Product: cytochrome P450 2J6
Biological process (GO): xenobiotic metabolic process
Cellular component (GO): cytoplasm; intracellular membrane-bounded organelle
Molecular function (GO): heme binding; oxidoreductase activity, acting on paired donors, with incorporation or reduction of molecular oxygen, reduced flavin or flavoprotein as one donor, and incorporation of one atom of oxygen; iron ion binding
Source: RefSeq, a predicted model, not a curated record
UAACACUUUGCCCUUUGUACAAAUGUCUAUGACAUUUUGUAUUUGCCAGCAGCCUGUUCUUUAACAAAAAGCUUUAAUGAAGCAGAAAUAAUCUUUAUAAAAAGAUCACGAGGACUCCAACAAGUCUGACUGGCACCAGUGUUUCUACUGCUGCAGCCUGUUUUAACCAUGUGGUUUUAUAAUUUUUUGCUGAGCGUUGACCUGAGGGGACUUCUUUUGUUUAUUUUUUUGUUCCUUCUAAUAGCAGACCACCUUGAGAACAGGAAACCAGCAAACUUUCCUCCAGGACCAAGGACUCUUCCCUUCAUAGGGAACAUCUUGAGUUUGGACAGCAAACAGCCACAGAACUAUUUCAUUAAGUUGGCUGAGAUCUACGGAAAUAUCUUCACUGUUCGCUUAGGCAAAGAUACGUUUGUUAUUUUGUGUGGACACAAGAUGAUGAAGGAAGCCCUCGUGACACAAGCUGAGAACUUUGUGGAUCGCCCGCACAGCUCAAUAGCUGGCAGGUGUUAUGCUGAACCUGGAGCCGGUCUGUUCAUGAGCAACGGCGACAAAUGGAAGAAACAAAGACGCUUUGCUUUGUCUACUUUGCGUAACUUUGGCCUGGGCAAAAGCAUGUUGGAGCAGAGUAUCUGUGAGGAGAUCCGACACCUGCAGGAGGAAAUAGAGAGGGAGAAAGGUAAACCUUUCAGCCCUGCAGGUCUCUUCAACAGUGCUGUGUCCAACAUUGUUUGUCAGCUGGUCAUGGGGAAAAGAUUUGAUUACAGCGACCACAACUUUCAGAUCAUGCUGAAAUACAUCUCUGAAUCCUUCUGGCUACAGGGGAGCAUUUGGGGUCAACUCUAUGAGGCCUUCCCCAAAGUGAUGGACUACCUGCCAGGUCCCCACAACAAAAUCUUCACCUAUUUUUCUGCCAUACAAACGUUUCUGGCGGAGGAGAUAGAGAAGCACAAGAAGGAUCUGGACCCCAGCAAUCCUCGCGACUACAUCGACACUUUCCUCAUUGAAAUGAAAAAUCACAAAGAUUCUGACCUGGGCUUUACCGAAACCAAUCUGGCGCUGUGCUCUACUGAUCUUUUUCUGGCUGGAACAGAAACCACAGCCACCACUCUGCUGUGGGCGCUGGUUUUCCUCAUCCAACACCCUGAGAUCCAAGAAAUGGUCCAUACUGAGAUUGACACUGUGAUUGGAAGGACAUGCCUCCCCUCUAUGGCUGACAGAAUAAAUCUUCCUUACACUGAUGCUGUAAUCCAUGAAAUCCAGAGGUUUGGAAACAUACUACCAAUCAACGGACUCAGGAUGGCUCAUAAGGACACAACUCUGGGAGGUUGUUUUAUACCUAAGGGCACAGCUGUAAUGCCCAUCCUGACCUCUGUGUUGUUUGACAAAACUGAGUGGGAGACUCCAGACACCUUCAAUCCUGGUCACUUCCUGGAUGCAAGUGGGAAGUUUGUGAAGAGAGAAGCCUUCCUUCCUUUCUCAUCUGGGAAACGUGUGUGUCUUGGGGAAGGCCUCGCCAAGAUGGAGCUCUUUCUAUUUUUGGUUGGCUUGCUGCAGAAGUUCUCCUUCUCUGCUCCUGAAGGAGUCGAGCUGAGUGCAGAAGGAAUAACUGGAGUUACACGUGUUCCUGCUCCCUUCAAAGUGUGUGCCAGAGCUCGCUGAGCCGUGCACCACAUCACCAACGCAACAGUAAACUAAACAAAAUUAUUAAGCAAAGUUGUAAUUUUAUAACCUCCUACUAUUAUUGUUGCGUAAUUUUUUACAGUCUGAAAAAGCUGUUAAAUGUCUUUUCAAGAUUUUUGACAUUGUAAGUUAUAAUAAAUUCACAACAGCAUAACAGUAUAACUGCAUCCUUUGAUAAAAUGACUGAGCAUUAACUGCACAGAAUAUUGUAGAUACCUGAAACCUUUAGUCAUCACUUUGAACUAAACAAUCUAUAAAUAACUUGCAUAGGCUGUCUAAUUUAUGUCAUUACUACAACUAGUUAAACAUUUUUAAGAUUACUAUGAAAGGUGUUUGUAGUGAGAAACUAAUAGCUAUUGAAUGUGAGCUGCUCAUUUAUCACUUGGAGACAGAUACACAAAAUUGUGCUGCUUCAUCACUAACAUUGUCUUUGUGCAAGAUAACUGAAGAUAUAAUAAACAUUAUUCAAGUUUCUGAGUGAUCGAAAGCUAUUAGAUUCAACCACACCAUUGCUUCUCAAACAAAACUAAAGCCAAUUAGUUUUUCCUGGGAAAAAUAACAACAGGAACCUCAUUUUUAGAAGUAAAGGUUCAUGAUAAAAGAAUUACAUCCUGUGGUCAGAUUUGGGUACUGCAGCCCAUUUUCAAAACAGACCAGUCACUUUCUCACUCCCAUUUGUGAGUUUGAUGGCUGUUGCCAGUUACGGUUAGUUGAUAGGUGGAUAAAUACAAUUCACUGUAACGUUGAGUUUUUGAUAACUGAGAAAGUUGUUUUGAGAUUUUUUUAGAGUCUACUAUUUAUUUCUAAUUCAUUGUCAGCAUUGUUAGCUCAACAUUAGGCUCUAACCUGCUUCGUCCGAUAGAGCAAAAAAAUAAAAAAUAAAAAGAUGUUGUGGCUUCUUAGGGAUACAAAAAAUAACUUCUGGGUCGCUUCUGCUGGCUUAGGAUGUUUACAAAACGCUGCUGUAUUUUUCUGGCCAGUGUCGAAUUACAAAUGCCAGUGCAGCGCUUUCUGGCACAGACUCUGCAACCUCGCAGGCUCACAAAUUUUAGGCAAAGACUAUGUCCCUCUUUGGCCCUUUUGAAAGGAGAAAACUAACAACUUCCCAGGUGGCUGAGAAGGAAAUCUGUUUUAAUGUAACCUUCCAACAUGAUUAUGGCAUUAGACUGGUGAUUAUUUCACUGUAAAAUUCUUAAAUAUUGUACCUUUAAUCAUAAAAUUUGUCAUUAGGGACCAUAUUCAGAUUUUAUGUGUUGAUUGUUUCAUUAAAAAAAUCAAAUAUUACAAUAUUCCACAAAAAUGACACGAGAUAAAUUUGUAUUCUGUUGAGUUAUCUCUAUAAUGUGGCUCAAUUUCUCUUACUAUCUUUGGAUAAUAUUUGACCAACUCUAGCAAUUCCAGCUUAAUGACAUCUGGGUUAAGCUGAGAACAUUUGCUGCUGAGUCACCAUGAAGUUGAAAUAUAUGAAACAUAUGUGAUAAGCAAUAGUGUUCAAAUCUAUUUCUAAACAUGUCAAAUAAUUUACAAGCAGCUGCACAAUAAAUCUAAUGAGUAGCUUUUACUACUUGUUUGCCUUUGUUAUCUUGACUCUUCUUACCCAGCAACAUCUAAUCUCUGACUUCUGCCACAGUUUUUUUUAUCAAAGGUGGAGUGGGUGAAAAGUAAUUCAAAAAUCCAAACGUAGCGUUAACAGCAUAUCACUUUUUCCACAAUUUGUUGUUACAACCAGAUUCAAAAACAGACUUUUAUCCCCAAAAUUCACACAAUGGCACCAUGAUUUUUUUUUUGUUUUGUUUUUUAGAUUUUGGCAAAUUAUUAAUAAUGCUUUAAAAAGCACAGAGGUGACACUUGAAGACUCAGCUCUUUAGUUUCUCCUACCCUAACCUCUAUAACCUCUAUAAUACGCUCAAUCUGGCUAGUGUCCUUUCCUCUAAGUAGCUCAUAUAAGGACAGUUUAAUGUUUUUUUCAGCGUGUAAAAUUAAUUUUUUGCAGGCAAAUUUUCUGAGGCGACCAUGAAACAUAAUGAUUAUUGUAUGGUAGUACAUAUUAUGACAAUGUCUACAAGUUCUCAUAUAAAAGAUGUACAAAAGUGA